AUGACUCCAGCAAAACUCCAAAUUGUCCUUCUUGCAGGUGCUUGGCAUACACCUGUCUGCUUUGCAAAAAUCACAUCCCUUCUCCAGGAUCACCUAUACAUGGAUCUUGUUCAAGAUACUGCGACUGCACGCUCACUACUCGACCAUGCCAUUGGUAACGGUAACGAUGUAGUCUUCAUCUGUCAUAGCUGGGGCGGAACAGUAGCAGGUAGCGCUCUUGUGGGCUACAUGAAAGAAGAGCGAGCGAAUAUGGGACUGAAAGGAGGUGUUGUAAAGGUUGGAUACAUGUGCGCUUUCAUGGUCGAUGAGGGCAAGAGUCUGCACAAGUUGACUGGAGGAGAGGUCCCAUCAUGGUACAAUCUGGAUCUCCAGACCCACAGCUUCCACACCAUACAGGCACCUACUCUAAGCGCGAGUUGGAAGACGAUUCCAAGCAGCUACCUGAUGUGCGAACAAGACCUCGCAAUUCCAGUGCAGAUCCAAGAAAUGAUGGUCAACGAAGCAAAGGAGAAAGGUGCGAAGAUAGAAGUUAGUAGGUUGGAUACUGGGCAUUCUCCAUCUCUUACAAUGCCCAAGGAGACUGUCGAUUGGAUCAGGGGAAUUGCUGAUGAGAAGAUGUGA
This is a messenger RNA of Didymella exigua CBS 183.55, 621 nucleotides long. Its product is annotated as alpha/beta-hydrolase. Bases 1 to 621 code for a protein of 206 amino acids. The record is from RefSeq and is a predicted model, not a curated record. NCBI's taxonomy places the organism in Eukaryota, Fungi, Ascomycota, Dothideomycetes, Pleosporales, Didymellaceae. The transcript is spliced from 3 exons.